AUGAGAGUGAGCCAGGACACAACUGAUCCUAACAGAGCAUUGAACUUGAAAAGCAGGGCAAGGAAAAAGGAUGGAAAAGCAGAUGUGAAGUCUCUCAUGGCGAAGUUUAACACUGGGGGCAACCUGACAGAGGAGGUCUCACUCGGCAGUCGGCCCUUCAAAGCAGGAGAUCCUGCCCCUUCAGGAAUACAAGCCAAGAAAAGUGUAUUCACCAACCAAGGAAGCAGUCACGCUCCAGGACCCAACAAUUUAUCAAAGUUUGGGACUCCAAGGCCUUCUUUUGGAUUAAAGCCUUCGUUUGAGGAGAAAACCGACAAGGAUCCCAAACCCCCACAUCUGAAACCUACUGGAGUAGGCCAAAGGUUUGGGACUCCAGUGAACUUGGCCAACAGGGGACCCAGGGGAAAAUCAGGAUUUCUGAAACCUGUAGGCCCCAAACCAUUCGACCAGCCAAAAGAAGAAUGCAAGCCUGUGUUCCCGAGGCCCUCUGGGAACAAACCAUUGCUUCAUGCUGUCAACCAAGAGAAUGACUUAAAAGCUCCUGGUCAAAAGCCUCUUUUCAAUGCUCCAGCACAAGAAAAUGAACCUAAACCAGUGUUUCCAAAGUUGGCGGGAGCUAAAGGAAAGUUCAUCAUCCCUUCACAAGACCAUGACCCCAUGCCCCCUUUCUCCAAACCAGCAAUUGGACAGAAACCUUCUCCCAAUGCAGAUGCCUCCCAUGAUGAUCAGAGCCCCAGCAAGAGUACAUUUCCGCAGAAGGGCCGCAUUGCCGCUCCCUCCAAACCCAAAAUCAGCCCUCUCAAGCCAGCCAGGGAAGAUAUGGAAAACAAAGACUAUGGGACUGACCCCCCAAAUAUGCCUUUCCCUGGGGUAACUCUGAAACCUGCUGCCAGCAGAGGUACUCCAGGCCAGCCCCAAGUCCUUCCCAAAAAUACUGAAGAGAAAAAGGAAGAAAGGAAGAUAGAUGCAGCUAAAAGUGUAUUUAUGAAUAAAAUGAAUCAGGGACUCUGCUCAGGUGCCACUCCACCCAAGUUCCCAAAACCACCUUCCAAGCUGACAGUGGGAGGGCCUUGGAACCAAAGUCAAGAGAAAGAAAAAGGAGAUAAGAAUCCUACCACCCCUAAGCAGAAGCCCUUGCCUGCACUGUUCACCCUGGGCCCAGCCCCACAGAAACCCAGCAGGCCACCUACUCUAAAUUAAACUAGAUUUCACAAAGUGAGUGAAGGAGGUUUUUCCAACAAAGGAACAGUGCCUUAUUCUGUGACCACAACACCUCCACCUCCUCCACCAGCACAUCCUGCCACUCAACCAACCCCUCCAGCCCUUUACCCAACACAACCACCAGUUCCAAGUCUACCGCCCAGAAAUAUCAAAAUUCCCCCUGAACCAAAAACUUCAACAAGUGAAGAAAAUUAUGAUGAUGUUGAUAUGCAAGAUCCUGGAAAUCCAGAUGAGGAUCAAGACAGUGAUGGAGAAACAUAUGAAGACAUAGAAACAACAAAAGAACGAGAGAAGAAGAGGGAUAAAGAAGAGAAGAAAAGACUGGAGCAGGAGAAGAAAGAGCAGAAGGAGAAGGAAAAAAAGGAGCAAGAGAUCAAGAAAAAGUUCAAACUAACAGGUCCUAUUCAAGUUCUUCAUCAAGCUAAGGCUUGCUGUGAUGUCAAAGGCGGGAAAAAUGAGCUGAGUGUCAAGCAAGGAGAGGAAAUCGAAAUAAUCCGCAUCACGGACAACCCUGAAGGAAAAUGGUUAGGCAGAACCUCCAGAGGUGCAUAUGGCUAUAUUAAAACAACAGCAGUGGAGAUCGAUUAUGAUUCCUUGAAAAGAAAGAAAAAUUCAAUGAGCACUCUUCCAUCAAGACCCAUAGAAGAUGAUCAGGAAGUGUAUGAUGACGUCGCUGAACAUGGCAGCAUAAGCAGUCAUAGUCAAAGUGGCAGUGGAGGAAUGUUCUCAACUCAGGAUGAUGAUAUUUAUGAUGGUGUUGAAGAAGAAGAUGAUAUUGGUUUCCCUUCUCCCCCAAAGCAGAUUGAAGUGGCUGCAGGUGACGAAGUCUAUGAUGAUGUGGAUUCCUCUGACUUUCCUCCUCCACCCAUGGAACUCAGUGUAGGACAGAACUUUGGCAAAAGCAAACCAGAAGAAAAAGACCCAAAGAAACUGAAAAAGCAAGAAAAAGAAGAAAAGGAAUUCAAGAAAAAAUUCAAAUUUGAUGGUGAAAUUAGAGUCCUCUAUACAACUCAAGUGGUGCCUACCUUAACUUCUAAAAAAUGGGGAGCCCGAGAUUUACAGUUAAAGGCUGGAGAGUCUCUUGAAGUUAUACAAAGCACAGAUGAUACAAAAGUACUUUGCAGGAAUGAAGAAGGGAAAUAUGGUUAUGUCCUUCGGAGCUGUUUGGUAUACAAUGAAGGAGAGAUCUAUGAUGAUAUUGCUGAUGGUUGCAUCUACGACAAUGACUAGUAGCUCUCCACUUUAGUAGCUGUCUUCAUUAGAUCCUAACAUGCAUUUUCAGUUUUAAUUGUCAUAUUAUUAAGAUGUAACAGCAGAUGAAUGAACAAAAUAUACUUUACUUGUUUGUUACUAAAGUACAAUUCUCAACAUAAAGAACUGGAAAUCAGGGCCCUUUUGGAUUAUGUUUAUACUAAACAAACAUCCCAGAGGUAUUCACUGAUGAGGCUAUGUGUCCACUUCUCCUACCACAGUCAUGAAAGAGCUUUUUUUGGAACUUCCUACUCAGUAUUUUUAAGGAUAUACACAGUUCACUGAUAAGUUGCUGGGCUUCAAUGAUAGCACAUUUGGUAAAGUAGCAUAAAAUGGGAAAUAUGUUAUGAGAAGGAAACCCAUCACAUUCAUUUUAACCAAGGAAACAAACAUAAGUUGGCAUCCAGAAAAGCAAUUUUUCCACUUUAAAAACUCUUCUAAAAGUUUGCUAAAAUUAAAUUAUAUUAAUAAUACACUUUGUAUUUUAAAUUUGCAGAAUGUCUUGUCUAUAGUUGUUAAUUUGGAAAGCAUAUUAAUUCUUUUCUUAGAGAGUUUAAGUUAUAAUUUGUGUAUUUUUGUACAGUCAUCUAAGAUAAAUGUUAUAAGUUAGUCUUUAAAACCCAUCUUUUAGCUGAUUUUUGAUAUACGAAUAAUUUGAUUCUGUUCAUUAUUUAAAGUGAUGUUAUCUGAGAAGUAACUUGGACCUAAACUGUGACUAAAUAUAACUAUAACAUGAAUAUAGUCUAUGAACAGACCUAUUUUUAUUCUAAAUC
Molecule: messenger RNA, 3245 nt
Organism: Dromiciops gliroides (monito del monte)
Lineage: Eukaryota; Metazoa; Chordata; Mammalia; Microbiotheria; Microbiotheriidae
Gene: FYB1
Product: FYN binding protein 1
Biological process (GO): T cell receptor signaling pathway; protein localization to plasma membrane; integrin-mediated signaling pathway
Cellular component (GO): plasma membrane
Molecular function (GO): protein binding; lipid binding
Source: RefSeq, a predicted model, not a curated record